Messenger RNA from Bactrocera oleae (olive fruit fly), 1065 nucleotides. RefSeq lists its product as uncharacterized. NCBI's taxonomy places the organism in Eukaryota, Metazoa, Arthropoda, Insecta, Diptera, Tephritidae. The record is from RefSeq and is a predicted model, not a curated record.
AAUUUUAGGCGCUGAAUUGGGAAGCGUCAUAUGAUACCGGUUAUUGUGAAUGAUGAAAGAAACUAGUUUGACCAGAAAACGUAUAUUAUGAUAUACGUUCUCUGGUUUGACAACUUAUUAUUUUACACACUCCUCCCCCGAAUAUUUGUGUAAAAAGCUCACACUAUACUUCUUUCGGCUAUGAACAGUUAUUACUUGCUAAGCCGAGAUUCAGUUGUUCCGCGACUUUUGCUCACAUCAAAUCGUGAUAAAGGAAAGUUAGUAAUAAUUUACUUGUCAAAUCUUCCGUAAUAAAAAGUAUACAAUAAAUUUUAUAAAAUAUUAAUAAAUUUCUAUACCAAAACAACAUGAAGUCAGUAACUCUUGUCGCAAUAUUGGCAUUCGCGCUCUGUCUUGCCUAUGUGCAUGCAGACUGUGAUGAUUCCGCACAAAGCAAUGAAGACGGUGAAGUUAAACACUUCUUUAAGAAUUUGGGCUGCAAAAUACAGAAAGGUGCCGAAAAUUUGCAGGAGAACGCCAAACCAUGGGCAGAAAAGAUCGGUACAUCGGCUAAGGAGUUCGGCAGUACAGUGGCGCAAAAGUACGACGAGUUGAAGCACAAAUUGACAGAUGACAACAAUGAAAACGGCCCAUCAAGUCCCUUCCCAGUGGCAAAUGCUCCAACUGAAAAGGUGCCCUUAGCACCGUUGACUGGUGAAGCAGCCGCAUCGUCUAACAAUCCGGCUCUAGCAGCACCAGUAUCCGCAGCUGGCAAAGACUCGUGAAUGCCCAAAGGGCCAAGCAGUCGAUCACUUGCGUCAAUGUCGUCCAAAUGUUUAAUGUAUCACAAAAUUUACUCGUCUUUUCGAAUGUUCUACAGUGGAGUGGAUCGUGGUAAUACAGGUUGAUAAAUUCAAACUAGAGAAUAACUUAUGUUGACUCAUAACGCAAAAUUCGAUAAUUGGCAAAGUAAUUAAUAACUUCAAAUUCGUCUAAAUGUAUCUGUGAAAUUUUAAAGCCUUUGAACAAAUCGCAAUUUUUUACUUACACAUAUACAUACAUAAUACAUUUAACAAUUUAACAAAA